GCAGAAUCCUCGUGGUCAUUGGUCAGACUGCAGUGCAGCAAUUUGAUAAGAAGCUGGAGAAAGAUCCGAACACUAUCACACUGCCACCACUGUACCGAGGACCAGCACAUCUCAAGUAGGACUCAGGUCAAGCUAAGGAGUCCUUUUAACUUUGCUAUAUUUAUAAAAAGGCAGCAUGGAUGUGUUCAAGAAAGGCUUCUCCAUGGCAAAGGAAGGUGUGGUGGCUGCUGCAGAGAAAACCAAGCAGGGUGUGACGGAGGCUGCAGAAAAGACCAAGGAGGGGGUCAUGUAUGUAGGCUCCAAAACUAAGGAGGGUGUGGUGCACAGUGUGAAUACAGUUGCUGAAAAAACCAAAGAACAGGCCAAUGUGGUGGGAGGAGCAGUGGUCGGCGGUGUAAACCAAGUGGCAACAAAGACUGUAGAAGGAGCAGAAAAUGUUGUAUCUUCAGCCGGCCUUGUAAAAAAGGAGGAUUUUGCACGUCCAGAAGAAGCUGGUCCUGCAGAAGAGCCAGCUGUGGAGGCAACAGAAUCCACUGAGCAGGCUGGUGAUGCAGAGAAUUAGUCAUGUCUUCUAAUGUGUUGCCCAAAUCCUUACAGAUCUAUCGCUAAGACAAGAGCAGGAAAGCAUUAUUCCACAGCUGAAGAUACUUAACCAUCAUCCGUCGCACUGUUUAUUAUGAAGAUUUAAGAAUUCACUGUCUUCUGAUAUAUGUUCACUCCAAUUAGUAUCAUAGCAGUUGUGAGACAAUGUUGGCAAACUUUUGGAAUGAUCUGGAUUUCCUGAUUAAAACCUAAAAUGUCAACUAAGUCAUAUAUAUAGUGUUAACUGACAACAUUUAACAGUGCCAUAUUUUUAUUGAACAAAUAGCUCAAACAUUUAAAGGGGUUAUCCAGGCAGCGUGGUUACUAUGUGUUUGAUCAGGGAAUGGGUAGCAAAAAAAAAUAAAAAAUACACACACCUACCAUCCGCACUUCCAUGCUGCCUCUGGCAUUAUCCAGCUUUGAUUCCUACUGCUGUGCGGCAUUUCCAAGUUUGGGCACAUGACAUCAGUGGCCUGCUCAGCCAAUCAGUAGAGCAGGAGGGACAUCAGAGGAAGGGGAGCAUUUCUACCACGCGGUCUAUCGCAGUUUUCAGUCUGAGCCCAAAGUUAAAUACGGUUGGAAAAUUAUCGUCACUAGCUGACUCCAUUCGGCUCAAUAAAUUGAAAAGUAUAUGGCAUGGGUAUGGCGGCAGAUUUUACAAUUCUUCCACUGGAUAUGGUCACCAAAGGCUCAAAACAUGGUGUGAAUGAACUUCUUAUUGUUUUUUCUUUUCUUUUUGUUUCUUUCUUAACUACAAAACCCCUGAGCAAAUACAUAAAACUUUAUUGCCCUGAUAACCCCUUUAAGUUCAUUGCUGCUAUGACAGUUAUAAAAACAAUUUAUCAACCAGAAGAACCUCAUUAUUGAACUUUAUGAACACCAUCACCAUCUUUUCAUAUGGAAAAUUCAUGACAACAAAUGCUAUGAAUUUUUUGAGAUGUCUGCAGAUUGUUAUCUAGCUAGUCAUCACUUGAGGAUUCUUGAGCACUAUCAUAUUAGAUCUUUGUAGGACACCAAUUCUUGGUGAACAGUGGUGACUCAUUUUUCCAUUUGGUCAUACAAUUUAGCUGUCCUCCAGAAUGAAGUAAACUGUCUCUCUUGUGCCACCGUCCCUAAAUCUGUGUCCUACCCAUUAAACAUAAGUCAGAAUAUCA
Molecule: messenger RNA, 1736 nt
Organism: Hyla sarda
Lineage: Eukaryota; Metazoa; Chordata; Amphibia; Anura; Hylidae
Gene: SNCG
Product: synuclein gamma
Exons: 5
Coding region: 176-562 (128 amino acids)
Biological process (GO): chemical synaptic transmission; synapse organization; synaptic vesicle endocytosis
Cellular component (GO): neuronal cell body; cytoplasm; axon terminus
Molecular function (GO): cuprous ion binding
Source: RefSeq, a predicted model, not a curated record